Molecule: messenger RNA, 7649 nt
Organism: Phasianus colchicus (ring-necked pheasant)
Lineage: Eukaryota; Metazoa; Chordata; Aves; Galliformes; Phasianidae
Source: RefSeq, a predicted model, not a curated record
CCUGGCCAGAGAUUCAAAUUAUCCAACUGUACAGAACUCAUCUGUGAGGGAAACAACAAAGUUAUAGUAAAUCAAACAGUGUGUCCACCUAUAAAGGAAAUUACCUGUGCAAACAAAUAUCCAGCAGUAUUGGUACCUGAUGAAAACGGAUGCUGUUACCAUUAUGAGUGUCAAUGUGUCUGCAGCGGAUGGGGUGAUCCUCAUUAUAUUACUUUUGAUGGAACCUACUAUACUUUCCUUGAAAACUGCACUUAUGUUCUGGUGAAACAGAUUGUGCCUAAAUAUGACAACUUCCGUGUUCACAUUGAGAAUUACUACUGUGAUUCAAAAGAUGGACUUUCCUGUCCUAAAUCCAUUAUUAUUUUCUACAAAUCUGCAACAGUGAAGCUGACCCGUGAACUCCUGAAUGGUGUGAUGACAAAUGUGAUGUACUUCAACAAUAAGAUUGUCCAACCAGGCUUUCACAAAGAUGGCAUUUAUUUCUCCACACUUGGUAUCAAUAUGAUUGUAGAAAUACCAGAGAUUGGUGCAACCAUCACCUUCAGUGGGCUGAUCUUUUCUGUGAAACUUCCGUACAGCAAAUUUGGCAACAAUACUGAAGGACAAUGUGGAACGUGUACAAAUAACAAAAAAGAUGAAUGUCGCUUGCCAAGUGCAUACAACUGUCCAGCAAACAUGGUAUACAAGCCAUGUGGGUCCAUUAAUCCUGCUACCUGCAGCCAAAGCCAGGAGAAAAAUGGACAAAAAAUUGCCAGGAAUGUGUCUGUGACAGAUUUACUCUCAGAGUGUAUUGUACAAAAUACGAAUGUCCUCUGCCACAGCAAGUAUCUUGUUCUGAACCAGGAUACAUGCCUGUUCAGACACAGAUACCAGAAGAUCCAUGCUGUACCAGGACUGAGUGCUGUAAGACAUGGCUGUGUAGUCAAUGAAACCUACUAUGCGCCUGGAACUGUGAUCCCAUCAGGCCCCUGUGAAAGCUGCACCUGCUCCAAAUCCUCUUAUUCAAGCCCUCAGAAGUUUGCUGUCAAGUGCCAGCCUGUUACCUGUGACACCUACUGUCCAGUGGGUUACAAGUAUACAGAGGAACCUGGAAAGUGCUGUGGCACAUGCAAGGCUGAAGCCUGCAUAGUGGUCAUGGAAGACAACACUACACACGUACUUAAGAUUGGAAAAUUCUGGAGCCCACCUGGUAAUAACUGUACAACUUACACAUGUGAAAAAUACAAUGGCCAGUUCAUUACAGUCAUAUCAAAGAAAAGCUGUCCCGCCUUCAACCCGGAUCUCUGUGAACCUGACAGCAUCAGGCUAUCAGAUGAUGGCUGCUGUAGAGUGUGCUCGAUCCCACCAUCAGUUUCAUCUGAGGUGAAAAUCAUCCAGCAAACAUCAACAAAUCCAGUAAUAACACCUUCCAACCCUGCUCACAAUGGCCGUGUAUGCAGCACAUGGGGCAACUUCCACUUCAAGACUUUUGAUGGAGACAUCUUCUACUACCCUGGGCUCUGCAAUUAUGUUUUUGCAUCCCAUUGCAACGCUCCCUAUGAAGAGUUCAACAUCCAGAUUAGGCGUACCCUUGUGGAAAAUAUUCCAACAAUUCACCGCAUUGCCAUAAAACUUGAAGGGGUAGCUGUUGAACUAACAAAGGAUGUUGUCCUGAUCAACAGCAACAAAGUUCAACUGCCAUACAGUCAAGCUGGAAUUACUAUAGAGAGAAGCAGCAUUUAUGUGAAAGUUGUCAGCAAAGCGGAUAUUGUAUUUAUGUGGAAUCAACGUGACAGUAUCCUGUUAGAACUGCAUGAGAAAUAUGCCAAUCAGACCUGUGGUCUUUGUGGGGACUUCAAUGGCAUUCCAGUUUACAAUGAGUUCUAUUCAAACAAUAUCAGAAUGACAGCCUUACAGUUUGGGAAUAUGCAGAAAAUGGAUGGGCCUACAGAGUACUGUGAAGACCCAACUCCUUCCCCACCAGAUAAUUGCACAUAUAACUUCGAUGACAUAUGUCAAAAAACAUUGACCAGCUUUGCAUUUGCAGACUGUAAUGGCCUGGUUAAUGUUAGUGAGUACAUUAUGGCUUGCCAAGAAGACUUGUGCCGCUCUGAGGAGUUAAAAAAUGCCUCAUGUAUCUGUGAUACUAUUGCUGAAUACUCCCGGCAGUGUGCUCAUGCUGGUGGGGAACCUUUGAACUGGAGAACCUCAAAAUUGUGCCCCAAGACAUGUCCUUACAAUAUGCAGUAUUCGGAGUGCAGCUCCCCCUGCACUGACACAUGCACUAAUCCUGAACGAUCUCAGUUUUGUGAAGAGCACUGUAUGGAUGGUUGUUUCUGCCCCCAAGGAACCGUUUUUGAUGACAUAAACAAUUCUGGCUGCAUCUCCCGUCAGCAGUGUUCCUGUAUUUACAAUGGCAACACUUAUGCUCCAGGAACUUCUUUCUCAGAGCAGUGCCAUUCCUGUACAUGUAAUGGAGGCAAAUGGAAUUGCGAAGAUAUGUCAUGUCCAGGAAUAUGUUCCGUAGAAGGAGGCUCGCACAUUUCGACAUAUGAUAAAAAGCAUUAUGAUGUCUAUGGAGACUGCACUUACGUCCUUUCUAAGCACUGUGAAGAUGAAAUAUUCACUAUCCUGGUGGAACUACGCAAGUGUGGCAUGACAAACACUGAAACGUGCUUAAGGACAGUGACCCUCAGCUUGAAUAAAGGACAAACGCUCAUUGAGGUCAAAACUGAUGGUGGUGUGUUUGUGAACUCAAUCUACACCCAGCUGCCAAUCUCAGCAGCCAAUGUCACUAUCUUUAGACCUUCAUCAUUCUUCAUCAUCAUGCACACAAACAUUGGUAUCCAGGUUGAAAUCCAGAUCACACCCAUCAUGCAAAUGUUUGUGCGAUUGGACCCUGUGUUCAAAGACCAAACCUGUGGCCUUUGUGGAAAUUUCAAUAAUGUCCAAACUGAUGACUUUAAGGCCAUAAGUGGAGUAAUUGAAGGAACAGCAGCAGCAUUUGCUAAUACAUGGAAAACUCAGGCUUCUUGCCCUGAUAUCCAGAACAGUUUUGAGAACCCUUGUGCACUCAGCAUCGAUAAUGAAAAAUAUGCUCAGCAUUGGUGUGGACUACUAACUAACAGAGAAGGACCUUUUGCUGAUUGUCACUAUCUACUGAAUCCCUCUACUUACUACACGAACUGCAUGUUUGACACGUGUAACUGUCAAAACAGUGAGGGCUGUCUAUGCGCAGCCCUUUCUUCCUAUGUGAGAGCUUGUGCUGCAAGAGGAAUCCAAAUAAAUGGAUGGAGGACUAAUGUCUGUUCAAAGUACAGCACCUCAUGUCCCAAAUCCCUAAGUUACAGCUAUACCAUCGAUUCAUGCCAACCCACAUGUCGCUCUCUAAGUGAGCCUGAUGUCACAUGCAAAAUUAAGUUUGUCCCAGUUGAUGGCUGCACCUGCAUAAAUGGAACCUACAUGGAUGAAAGUGGCAAAUGUGUGCCUGCUAAUGAAUGCCCCUGUUACUACCGAGGAUCUCCCAUACCACUUGGAGAAGUUGUCCGUGAAAAUGGGCUUGUGUGCACUUGCAUCCAGGGAAGACUGAAUUGCAUUGGAGAACCCGAUCAAAUUCCAGUUUGUGAAUCUCCCAUGUUCUACUUAGACUGUAGAAACAACACAGCAGGAACAACUGGAUCAGAGUGUCAAAAAAGCUGUCAGACUCUGGAUAUGCAGUGUUAUAGCACACAGUGUGUAUCUGGCUGUGUGUGCCCAUCUGGGCUUGUGUUAGAUGGGAAAGGUGGUUGUAUUCCUGAAGAGGAAUGUCCAUGUAUUCACAAUGGAGCCAUGUAUCAACCUGGGGAAAAGAUCAAUGCUGACUGUAAUACCUGUGUGUGCAAGGAUAGGAUGUGGGAAUGCACCAAAAAACAAUGCCUGGGUACGUGCGCUGUUUACGGAGAUGGACAUUAUACCACCUUUGAUGACCAAAGGUUCAGCUUCAAUGGAAACUGUGAAUACACACUAGUCCAGAACCACUGUGGGAAGAGUGACACAGUGAAUGGGACCUUCCAGGUUAUCAGUGAAAAUAUUCCCUGUGGCAGCACUGGGACAACUUGCUCAAAAUCUAUCAAAGUUUUCUUAGAGCACUAUGAACUGAUACUCAGUGAGGAGCGCGUCAGUGUGAUAAAGAGAGGACAAAGUGGUGAAGUACCAUUCACAGUCCGUUAUAUAGGUAUGUACACAGUGAUUGAUACCACCAGUGGACUGAUCCUCAUGUGGGACAAGAAAACCAGCAUCUUCAUCAAGCUGAGCCCUGAAUUUAAGGGUCAGAUCUGUGGCCUCUGUGGAAAUUAUGAUGGCAAUGGCAUCAAUGACUUCACUACAAGGAGUCUGUCUGUAGUGGAGAAUGUCCUGGAGUUCGGAAAUAGCUGGAAAGUAUCCUCCACAUGUCCUGAUGCUAACUUUGUAAAGGACCCAUGCUCUACCAACCCUUAUCGAAAGUCCUGGUCAGAGAAGCAGUGUAGCAUCAUCAACAGCAAUGUCUUUGCUGCCUGUCACUCACAGGUUGAACCAGCAAGAUAUUAUCAAGCAUGUGUGACAGAUGCUUGUGCCUGUGACUCUGGAGGAGACUGUGAUUGUUUUUGUACAGCAGUAGCUGCCUAUGCUCAAGCAUGUAAUGAAGUUGGUGUCUGUAUAGCCUGGAGAACCCCUUCAAUUUGUCCACUGUUCUGUGAUUACUAUAAUCAACAAGGAGAAUGUGAAUGGCACUAUAAGCCUUGUGGAGCCUCCUGUAUGAAGACCUGUAAGAACCCAAGUGGGAAAUGCCUCCAUAACUUGCCAGGUUUAGAAGGCUGCUACCCCAACUGCCCAUCAGACAAGCCAUAUUUUCAUGAGGAUCAGAUGAAAUGUGUCAGUCUCUGUGACUGUUAUGAUAAUGAAGAUGGAAAGAUAUAUAUGCGGGAUAAAUGUCAGUUAUGCGAGUGCACAUCAGAAGGUUUACAGUGCAAGUUUGAUGAUAAAGGACCGACAAUAAUCUUAUCAAUUACAGCAUGUAACUGCGUAUAUGAAAACAACACCUAUAAAUAUAAUGAACUCAUCUACAACACCACAGAUGGAAGUGGAUGGUGUUUCCGUGCAACAUGUGAUGUCAACGGAACAAUAAACAGAAAUAUAUUUGAAUGUGGAAUCACAACCCCAAGUACCGUGUUUACAUUUUCUACCAGUCAACCUACAACAGGUAUGCAUGAAAUGGCAACCACAACACCAGCAAAAAGUGUAUGCGUGAAGUAUGUAUGUGAGUGGUCAGAAUGGUAUGAUGGGACAGAGCUUGAAAAUGAAGAAGAAACAUUUCAAAAUGUCACAGGAAAAGGAAAAAGCACUUGUAAUAACAUGAGCAGCAUUGAAUGCAGAGUACAGGAACAGUCAAAUAAGACAAUAAACUAUCUUAACCAAAAGAUACAGUGCAAUAAAACCACUGAAUUAAAAUGCAAUAACGAAGACCAAGAAGAUAAGAAAUGCUACAAUUACCAAAUCAGACUAUUAUGCUGUAAUUAUGUAUCAUGUUCAGAAAUAACAACAACACCACCAAGACAAACACAACAAACUACGUCCACACCUACCGAAACAACAACAGUUCCAAUACAGACAAAGAUUAAACCAACAACGACACAUAUAGGAACCAAACCACAAGAAAAAGAAAUAACGACAAUAUCAACACCUACCAGCAGUGCCAGUACCACUAAGACGUCAGUCCAUCCAACAGAAAGUACAACCACCAUCGCAUCAACAACUGCAGGGACCACAACACCUACAACCAGUGCCAGCACGACCAAAACCACACCCCCAUCAACAGAAGAAACGACCACCAUUUCUUCCACAAGUGCAGGGACCACCACACCUACCUCCAGUGCCAGCACCACCAAGACCACUCCUCUUACAACAGGGAGCACAACCACCAUCACCACCUCAACCACCACUGCUAUCACCACCACUCUCCCCCCACGCAGCUGCCAGCCACGCUGUACCUGGACGCAGUGGUGUACGACCACCAUUUCUUCCACAACUGCAGGGACCUCUGUACCCACUAGUAGUGGUAGCACCACGACAACGUCACCUCCUCCAACAAAAAGUACGACCACCAUUGCAUCCACAAGUGCCAGGACCACCGUACCUAGCAGCAGUGCCAGCACCACCAAGACCACUCCUCCUGGAGCAGGGACCACGACCACCAUUGUCACCACCACACCCUCAGUGCCCAGCUCCCCCACCAGUCCUGUCACCACCUUGUCCUCAACUAGCGCCAUUCCAGCAACUUCACCCACUGAACAAACCCAGCCAACAGCAAAACCCACUACUGUCUCUCCUGUUCCCACAUCUUCUGAGACCACCACCACAAGCACUACGGGAUUCACCAGGACCACCAGCCCUCUGCCAACAGGUCCAACCACAAUCACAUCUGGAAGUACUAUAAGGUCUGUUCCCCCUCCUACUAGAGUUACGACCACCAUGUCAUCCACAGGUGUACAGAGCACUAUACCUAGCAGUACCGGUACCACUGUGACCGCUCCUGUGCCAGAAAGCACAGCCACCACCAUCCUCACACCUGCACAGACCACCGCAGCUACCAGCAGCUCUGCCACUCCCAAGAUUUCUCCUAUUCUGACAGGACAUCCAACCACCAUCGCAACCAGUCCUAACAACAGUGCCAGCACUACCAAAACAUCACCCUCUGGGACAGAAUUCACUAUCCGUACAUCUACCAGGUCACCACCCAGCUCUUCAACUAUAGUCACUCCUACUGCAGUCUCCACUAUAGUAACACAGACUAUAGCACAGUCCCCUACUUCAAGUCAUUCUGCUGGUACUUCACAGCCAAGCCUCACUACAAGCACUUCUGCAGUCUCCAGUUCUUCCCCCACCACACCUUCCACAACAGAAGCAAGUGGAACAACUCCCUGUUUUUGCCACGUGCUUGGUGGUUUGUUUUCUCCCGGUAAGCUUCUUGCUUAAUGGUUAUAAUCAUUUUCAUAAGCAGUGUUAUCCCUUAAUAAUGUAUUAAAUUAAAGAUAAUCCAUCAAAAUCAUCUUAAAUAGAAUAAUUGCUUUAACAGAGUAAUAUAAUUCAUGUUUUCACAAUAUUUUGUGUUGUUUGGGUUUUUUCUUCGUAUUUUCAUUGGUCUUUUCUUUCAUUUUUUCUCUACAGGUGAAGUUGUAUACAACAGAACAGAUAAGGCUGGAUGUAAUUUUUAUGCGCUUUGCAGCAACGAAUGUGAAAUUGCUCCAUUUCAGGGGCCAUGUCCCACAACAACUCCUUUAACUUCAGCGUUCUCAGAGACUACAACACAAGCCUCCUCAUCCACAGCAACAUCCCUCACAACUUUACUAGAAAGAAACUGUACUGAUGUCAGUCCUCCACGAAAGGUGAUUCCCUUCAUUAUUUUAAUGUAUUACCAUUGCAAAAACAGCCCAACUUCUAUUCUCUAUCUUCAAUUCAAAUCAACUUGCAUGUAUUUCAAUAACAAAGUUGGUCAUGGAAGAAUAUCCUGAUAAAACAUAAUUCAAACCUUGCACCAUCAGGCUUUUAAUGCAUCUAGAGAUAGAAAAGUCCAUUAAUACCAUAGAAGAGACUUUUUAAGAAUAUUCAUAAAAAUAAGUGAACUAGGUAUGAAAAUGUUACAAUGUUUUUUUUUU